This is a messenger RNA of Aspergillus affinis, 795 nucleotides long. Its product is annotated as Rad17-domain-containing protein. The transcript has a single exon. Lineage: Eukaryota; Fungi; Ascomycota; Eurotiomycetes; Eurotiales; Aspergillaceae. The record is from RefSeq and is a predicted model, not a curated record. The coding region runs from base 1 to 795 and encodes 264 amino acids.
AUGACCAUGACCUCCCGUGCGACAAAACGGCAGCGCACACUAACAAGCUAUUCAGAAGGUGUCGAUAAAGCCCAAGCUGAACAUGACGAGGCUGGCCAUCAGUGCCCAUUAGAAUCUAACUCGUCUUUGGAAAUUAAACACGGCCGUGCUCCAUGGCAUUCCAAUAUGUCUUCAUCACUUCAAAACGGCCCUUGCUCAGCAGUAGCCAGCGAGGAUGCCACCGCCUCUUCUGUUCAUUCCUCGGUGGAUGAAAGGGGAACGCAAGCGCUCUCUGCAGCUAAUCAAUUAGAUCACAGACUCGAAGAGACUGUGGGAGCUCCUUGUGCAGAGCGACUUACUCGGGUGCCUGAGUCAACCUCUGCUAGUGCUAGCAGAAGUGUUGAUGAGGACAUAAUCGACGAUUAUGACUCCUGCGAAGAAUUAUUCACUAAACAUUUUUCCGGCCAGAAUAUCGCAGACCAGAAGAUUAAGUCGAAGUCAUCCCGCCGCCGUGAGACCUCAAAUGCCGCGUCGAUCAAAACUAGAAGCCGUUCGGAGAGAUUUACGAACCCCUCGAAACGUUUCAUUCUGCCACCCGAGCCUACCGACAGCGGUAAUAUUCCACCUUUCGAUAACUGCGGCGAUGGUAGUAUACCUUGGGCGCAGCGGUUUCAGCCGCUUAAUCUGGAGGAGCUGGCCGUCCAUAAGAAGAAAGUGUCCGAUGUGCGACAUUGGCUGGAAGCUUCUUUUAUGGGGACUGAUAGAAGUGUACGUCUUGCUGCUCCUUUUGUCUCUUUGUUUGAUUUCUUUCGAUAA